AUGUACGGUAAUAUUAUAAAUAUACUAUCACUGGCAGCAAUUCGUACAUAUAGGGAUACAUGUAGAAAAAAGGGAGGUUACGUGACGGGGUGGAAUAAGCACGUCGCGGGCCCACAUCGGGAGGCGCGGCUUAAAUUUCAAGAGUGGAUGAUGGCUGGGCAGCCGUCCAGGGGUCGCGUAUUUGAAGAGAUGUCAGAAUCUAGAAAGCAUUUUAAAGCCAAAUUAAAGUGGUGUCAAAACAGACAAGAACAGCUAAAGAUGGAUAUUAUUGCGACAAAUCACUCUUCUAAAGACUUUAAAAGCUUCUGGAAGAACACAAACAAAAUGCAUGUUAAGCCAAGUCUUCCAGUGAGUGUUGGGGGUGCUUAUGAUCACAAGGAUAUUGCGGAUGCAUUCAGAUGUAACUUUACUGUAAGGUCACCCUUAAAUGUCGUUUCAGGUUUGAAUUUGAGCGAGGCUGAGACUAUCAUGAUAGAACGAAAUGAAAAGAUACCUGCAAAAAAAAUAGAAAAAAUAAUUAAAGAGAUGGUAAGAGGAAAAUCGCCUGGUUAUGAUGGUCUCAGCAUCGAACACUUCAGAUAUGCUGGGGUGCAUCUUCCGCGAGUCCUUUCACUGUUUUACAGCCUGUGUUUGGGUCACUCUUACUUACCCGAGCCACUGAUGAGGACUAUUGUAGUACCCAUUGUUAAAAAUAAAACUGGGGACACAUCCGACAUGGGUAAUUACCGACCUAUCUCGCUUGCAACCACUGCAGCCAAGGUGUUUGAUAGUCUGUUAAAUGAGUGUCUCAACAAAUACGUACUAAUAAACGAUGCACAAUUUGGGUUUAAGCCGAAUUUAUCGACGGAGAGUGCCAUUUACUGUCUGAAACACACUGUCAAAUACUACACCGUAAGGCGGACGCCGGUGUACGCGUGUUUCCUCGACUUAUCGAAAGCUUUUGACCUGGUCUCAUACGACAUCCUGUGGGGCAAGUUGAGGGACGCGGGUGUGCCGGCGGAGUACACGGCUCUUCUAAGAUACUGGUAUGCUAACCAGCGUAACCAGGUGAGGUGGGUUGGAGCUCUGUCGGAAGAAUACAGGCUGGAAUGCGGUGUAAGGCAGGGUGGCUUAAGCUCUCCACUCUUGUUCAACCUGUAUGUAAACCAACUGAUUGAACGACUUAGCAGCACACAUGUUGGCUGCCACAUCGAUGACAUAUGUGUCAACAACAUAAGCUAUGCUGACGACAUGGUGCUGCUCAGUCCUUCUAUAGCAGGUCUGAGGAAACUGCUUUCUAUCUGCGAGACAUAUGCGGAGGAGCAGGGCCUUAAAUACAACUCAAAAAAGAGUGAAAUAUUAGUAUUUAAGGCACCGCAACGGAAGCCACGACAUGUGCCACCCGUAUGUCUCGAUGGUUUACCUCUGAAAGUCGUACAGAAGUUCAAAUAUCUGGGUCAUAUUGUUACGAGCGACCUAGGAGAUGAUGAGGAUAUUGAGCGAGAGCGCAGAGCGUUGUCGGUAAGGGGCAAUAUGCUUGCCCGCAGAUUCGCCCGGUGCACUGCAGACGUGAAAGUAACUUUAUUUAAAGCGUUCUGUCAGUCUUUCUAUACCGGUGGUCUGUGGGUGACUUAUACACGCCGGACCUACAGCGCCCUGCGUGUACAAUAUAAUAACGCUUUUAGAAUGCUGUUGAGGCUGCCGUGGAGCUGUAGUGCAUCUAAAAUGUUCGCAGACGCACACACUAAUGACUUUUUCGCCAUAAUGCGUAGAAAAGCAGCGUCUCUCCUGCAGCGCUUACGUACCAGCAACAACGGCAUCCUAAGGGUAAUUGCUGCCAGGCCCGACUGCCCCAUACUGCACCACUGUAUGACGGUAGCUAUUGGGCGAAAAAAAAAUAAUUUGUACAUAAUUCACAUUACUACUACACUAACAAUACUAACUUACAAGUUAAGAAAAAAUUGUUACUAA
Molecule: messenger RNA, 1950 nt
Organism: Parnassius mnemosyne (clouded apollo)
Lineage: Eukaryota; Metazoa; Arthropoda; Insecta; Lepidoptera; Papilionidae
Source: the annotation of a GenBank genome assembly